Messenger RNA from Torulaspora globosa, 906 nucleotides. It is a transcript of the gene FIG1, whose product is annotated as Fig1p. The coding region runs from base 1 to 906 and encodes 301 amino acids. NCBI's taxonomy places the organism in Eukaryota, Fungi, Ascomycota, Saccharomycetes, Saccharomycetales, Saccharomycetaceae. The transcript has a single exon. The record is from RefSeq and is a predicted model, not a curated record. Gene Ontology annotation, cellular component: mating projection tip; membrane. Gene Ontology annotation, biological process: conjugation with cellular fusion.
AUGUUUCCUUUGUCCAUGGUGUGGUUCUGUAUUAAGCGUAUGCCUCGCAUCUUCGCAUUAUGCUUUAACAUGAUCGUCAUUUUCCUGACAAUCUUCCUGCUGCUCGGCUGCUACAACGAGUCGAGUCUGUCGACCUUUCUCGUGAGUUAUAGAUUCGAACCAAGCUCUCCGUUUUAUUCGGUAAUCGAGUCGUCGUUCCAGGGCGCCCAUGGACGCUCAAACUCUUCCUUAGACGGCCUGGAGACGGUGAGGGUGAAGUCAGGUUAUAUGGGUGUCUGCUUGCUGGACCUGCCUAAAGGAUAUUCUGAUGGGUCAACCACAGUUUGCUAUCCAAGAAAGAAUCUUUUUAACACGGGCCUUUACAGUGAUCUGUCCAUUGAGCUGUUUAAUCUGCCCACAUCAAACGGAACUUCUCCUUCGCCUUCGCAGAAAAAUGUGCCGAUCAAGUUGAACAUUCUGCAAUUGGGACAGUUGACCUCUGUCGAAAUUAUUCAUCCCUACAUUCUGAUGGCAACGGUCGUUCUCUCAUGUGUCAUGUUCCUGCUAAUCAUUUAUGUGACAUUGCCGAAGGUACCCAAGAAAAGCUUAGUAAAUCGUCUUCUCUUGAUUUGGAGCUCAGCUCUUACUUUACUGUGGGGAUUUGGAACCAUGUGGACCCAUGUAGGUAUCAACGCAAGCGCGGAGAUGGUCUCAGCAGCUAGCAUGGGGAUCAUUCGCUCAAGCAAGGGCAAAAAGGCUGCGGCACUGUCGUGGUGCGCUUUUGCAUUUCUUCUGAUAGACUGCCUCAUCAUUUGGUUAUUGUACUUCAGAGAUCGGAAAAAAUUGAGCGACGAGAUCGACAAAGUCAGAGCAUCCGACUCUUAUCAGAGCUCUAAGUAUCACUCCGAUUCUUCAACCUUAGCUUAA